GAGUUCGUAGUAUCCACCAAAGAUUGUAUAUCGCCCUCGCACUGGCGCGCCGCUAAACAAUCUUCGGUAUCCACACAGGACAUUGACAGUGAGUCCUCUUCACACUGUACCGGUAUUUCGCUCCAUCAGUACAGUGCAGGUAACCUUGGCAGGCAUUCUGUUGUCUAAAAUGUGCGUGUAGCCUGAACUAGGGCAGGGCCAGUACUUUGUGGCAACAUCCUAGUGUUUGUGUCAUAUCAGUGAAGUCGGGUGUGUUUUCUUACUCCACCAGGGCUUAACGUGAGGUGUCAUCGGCCUGGAACUAACCUAGAAAAUAGAAGCAAGAGCCCCUUGGCUUGAGCAGUUGAGGUGUUUGUUGAGUUGUCAGCGUUGUAACUCAUUAGGACUCAGCAGGUGACUUACCAACUGAGGCCUCUUGUACAUGUACAUGUGAAUUUAUUUCUCCGAGUUGAAGACAGCUGGCACCAUGGAUGAUUUGGGGAAGGCGGUUGAGAAGUUACAGCUGAAUACUGAGGAGGGCGAUCCCGUGUCAUGCCUUGACUGCAUGCUACAAGCAUUGGAACAAGACGGUAAUACCGUUGAGGAAUCCAGUGCUCGUCUCCUAAGCCUGGGGACGGUAGCAAUUCUGACAGAACAGCUGAAGCAAACAGACAAGGAAAUUUCCCUGGGGAGGAUCUGCAACAUCAUUGCUGAGAUGGCCAAAAAUGAGAGCAUUCGCGAUCCUUUCGUAGAUGCGGGCAUCAUCCCCACCCUGAAUGGCUUGCUGUCACACCAGGACCAAGAUGUAGUGAUACAGGCAUGCCGAGCACUGGGGAACAUCUGCUGUGACCAUGACGAGGCCCGGCAAACCAUCCAUGAUACAGAGGGGGUAGAACGACUACUGGAAUUGCUGAAAUCAAGAUCCGUCACACCCGACACCGACUCAAUCAAUCAGAAGGUCCGAGUGGUUGCUAGUGGUUACCUGAUGAAUCUUACUUAUGCCAAUGGCAUACUCCAGACUAAAGUCAGAAUGCAAGGGGGCAUUGACCUCCUCGUGUUGCUCAUGAAGAACUUCCCGGACGACAUCAACCUGUGCGGCAAGGUCAUCAUGUGCAUCGGCAACAUUGCUGAGCUUGAUGAGAACAAGGUAGGCUUUGUUAACUGUGGCAUCACAGAGCUUCUCAUCAAGGCACUUAAGAUGGUUGGCGAUGAUGAUCAGUUGGAGACAGUCUUUGAAGUCAUCGCAACCCUGGCUGAAAACGAUGCCAUGAAGCUUGAGUUUGCCAAGGCCGACUUGGUACCGACCGUUCAGGAUGUGGUGGACAAUUUCAUGAAGCAGGAGUCGGCUGGAGGCAGCCAGUCGGACGAGGACUUUGACAUUGAGAGAGUGGCCAGUGACAUCAUCAUCUUGCUGCUGACUGGAGAUGAGAGUAUGAAAUACCUCUUCAAUGAGGGUCAAGGGUCACUAUUCAAGAUGGUCAUGUCUGACUGGAUUAAGUCUCCCACUGACCUCUACCAAAUAUCCGGUGCGCUGGCUAUCGGCAACUUCGCAAGAAACGAUGAGCACUGUAUCAAACUGGUAGAGCUUGGCGUGUUGGGACCCUUGCUACAGCUCCUGAAAAGACCGGAAGGAGAGGAGCUGGACAUGAGACUGGGUCAUGCAGUGCUCAGUGCUCUCAAGAACCUUGCUAUACCAAAGGUCAACAAGCCCUUGCUGCUGGAAGCUGGUAUCUUAGACGUAAUUUUACCCCUUCUGAAAUUAGAGAUGCAUCCAGUUGUAUUUAAGCUAUUAGGAACGUGCAGAAUGCUUAUUGAUGGCCAAGGGGAAACAGCAGUGUCCUUGGGUUGUAAUGCUGAAUUUAUUGAGAGGGUUGCUGACCUCAGUGACUGCCAGAUACACGCUGGUGUAGCAGGAGAAGCUAAUAGGUUACUAGCGGCACUCAUUAAACACUCGGCCAACACCCAGGUCAUGCACUGCAUCAUUGAGCACGGCGGGAUGCCUCGCCUGGUUGCCAUGGCGAUGAGUGAGCACACACUCAUGCAGAAUGAGGCAUUGAUAGCACUCACCCUCCUCUCCUCUACACAGUUGGAUCCCUCAGCCGUGCAAGCCCUCAUGGAUGCCAAUCUGCUGGGGAUGGUUAGCAGGGUCCUAAAGGCGAACACCACUGCCCCUGAGAUUCAGUGCAAUGUUCUUUCCCUCGUGGGCUUUCUAACACAGUCAGAUGUUCUAAAAGAGGUGAUGAUUCAAGGUGAUCUGCUCGAGGCAAUCAACAUGCUGGCGUCAAGCAACAUUGAGGCAGUACGCAGGAAAGCCGCGAACGUACGAGAGCAUUUUACAUGAACCACACGGCCUGCUUCGAUGAGCCACUUUUUUGGUGGGAAGAGAUUUCUUGCAAGAUGACUGAAAUGUAGGCCGCUAAUUUAGCUGAAGCUUGAAAGUUUGAUGCACGGAACAAGGAACCUUCCCCAGCAAACCCUUCUUAUUGCUGCAUGCGCACAACGGAUACAGGCUUUUGCGUUGCCCUAGAAAUUGCUGGCUGGUUUGCAAGUUUCCACAUGAGGAACAGAGCAUGUGACCCAGUAGUGUCACACAACAGCAGAGGAGACAUUGCCGAGGUUAAAGUUGCAACACUCAGAAACGAGUCCCAGGAUAUUUUGCUCCAAUGGCAAGCACUUAAGUGCAAGAGAUAUGGGCUGUGAUUAUGUUAGCUACGAUUUGGCACAGGAUUUAGAGAGUUUGGUUUAAUGAAUGCCGGCGUUACUGCUGAUGUUGGCGAAGUCAUGUGGCAGUAGAGGAGACAUUGUUGAAAUUCAAGUUGAACGCAUGCAUCUUCAUUUACAAGAGGAUGGGCUAUAAUUGAGGAAGACACUGUCGCACAGGAUUUGGAAAUCUGAUUAAACGAAUGGCAGGAACUCAGGUUUACGGCAGAGUUAAGCAGGAUUGCAGGCUUGAAACUUCAGCAUUGUGCAGCAGACCAGACAUUUCAGAGCAAGGUAUCGGAAUAAGUGAAUGUACAAAAGCGUUUUCACACAUUUGCUGGCAGUCCAAGUACAUGCAUAUGAAAUAAAUUGUAAAUUACAUCACAAGUGCAAUAUACUGUGAAGGAAGUCCACUUAACCACUUCACAGAAAACCUAAAGCUGCAGAAUACAUGUAAAGGCACCUUGUAAAAUACAUUUAAAGACAAUCUGUCCUUGUUAGAAUGUGUCGUAGACCAUGCAUCGUUUGUUUCAGAACACAAGUGAGGAUUUUAAAAACGACUGGACACGGCCUUUUUAGCAGUUACAGAUAUUCAAAAGAGUUACACUUAAGUAGAAUGGAAUUGCAGGUGUAAAACUAUUUAGUAAAGGUGUGUUUACAAUGGGCUUCAGUUUACAAUCCAAAAAAGCAAACACAUCUAAAUUGCAGCAUUAAAGGAAUACAUAAUGGAAACCUACAUACAGAAGUUGGGAAGCUUGAGCACCAUUGUUCAUUUGGAACAACUGAGUCCCCAGCGUAAUUAACAACAUUGUCAAGCAGGUACAGUGAAGCGAUGCAGAGUUUAUGCUGGAUGAGGCAAAAAAUACUGGUACAUGUACCGCAGCCGAUAGAUAGAGACUUGAAAUGCACAGGAAAGCUUGCAACAUUACAAGGAAUGUGGUGUUAAGCACAUGCCAGUUUCAUUCUGCCAUGAAUACUAUGUUCUAGACAAGACUUACCAUUGGAUUUGAUGAGGCAUGUGUACUAGUAAGUUCAAAGUGCCAGGUUCAAAUCCAACUUUGAUUACCUAUAAUCUUGUUUCCCCCCAACGAUCGGGACACUGGCUAUACAGAUACACAUGGGACUAAAAGUUGGCUGAAUUGGAGAAAGACAUGUAAAGGCACGCACAAAACUGUAAGCGUAAUGUGAUGUACCAAAUUACAUAACGGAAUGUCCUUCAAACGCAACUCUGUUGAUGUUUCAUUUUUAUUGUUGGAAGGAUUGUUAGUGCAAGGGUUCCCAAUUUUCUUAUUCGGACAGGUUUGAGCACUUAAAGAGUUUUGAGAGUUUGGAAGCAUUACAUUUUGCAUGAAAAUGACUCAAAAUUGUAACGGUUACUUCAGAUACCAUAUAUGGAUUCUGAAAUAUUUGUCUAUUCAGCAAAGACUGUGAAAGCUACAGCUUAAGGGACGUUUAACUUUCUGUGAAGAGAACUCCUCAGUGAUGACUGAUACGAUGACCUCUUUAUGUUCAGAAAUAUUUGGCAGAGUUCCACAGCAUAUGCAUAUUAUGUUGAGACACAUUAGAACCUUGGAUGAUUCCUAGCGACAAUCAGUUUUAUACUGUUGAAUGCGCUGCCAAAAUUUUGAAGAAACUGAAACUAAUUGGGCUAAAAUAUAUCUAGAUGUAUGCAAUGUCUAAACAUGUACCUUGCUCACUCACUACACUUAGUUAAUUCAUGUAAAAUGUAUGUAUUGAUGAAAGCAGCAAGCCAGCUGCACAAAUGUAUGGAAUGUGCUACGUCUCAUAGGUUGAUUCAAUCCUCACUAUCAUUAAGGAUGGAAAUCAGUUACUAUAGCAACUAAUUUGAUAGAUUUGUACUCGUAUUUUGUGUAACCGUAAGCUAAGAUUCUUAGUAAGAAAGAAAAAAUGAAAGCAUAUGCAUUUCCUGUCUACCAAAGCUUUGAGGCAAAAAAUUCAAGCCCAAUGACAGUCCUUCACAUACAUGUACACUGGCUAGGUUGCUUUCAAACAUUCCUGCAACAUACUUCACGGAGCAGUAUUUAUGAUUUCAUUGAAAGGAAUGCAAACACUCGAGGUGUACUUGUAGGAAGUAUUGGUGCUUUGAAGAGCAUUCACUUAACUUUGAAGUUACCGGCUACCAAACUUAACUGCCUUCUUAUUGUAUAAAAUCAUUGGGAAAUAAUGUUCAGCCCAUUCAGGGUUUUGCAUUUGUACGCUAAGCUAUUGCAUUUUUGAAGAUGCAUGAAAUUGUACAGAUAACAUAAAUCGUGGUCUAUAAUGCACAUACAUGUAAAGUCUUGCCAUGAAAGUUGCAGCAAAUUGCGGGAUAAGUGAAUCUUCAUGUAAUUGUUAAUUUACAUCUAAAAAUCUGUAAAUGUCACGUACACUGUUAAAAAUGAACAUGUUGAAAUCAUGCAUAAACUGAGUUUUUAUGCAAUCAACACUUACAGUCUCUGGUUCUCGAUUGGUGGCUGCCUCAAGCGCCUUAUCUUUAGAUUGAUGUUAUAGCAAGGGUGAUCUACAUAUUUAUAUCCAUUACCCAGUCUUGGUUCCAUCUCGUCAUUCGGGAUCUCUUUGAACAAAUGCCUGUUUAUAUGCCUGCUCGCAGGUGUUCUGCAUGAUGCCAAAGCUAUGGCUGCUGACUGAUCCAUUUUGGUUCAUUAGUGUGACGUCACCUCAGUUUAAACCACGGCCACCGCAAAUCGUUAUAUGGAACCGGAAGUUACUUAGGUGAUUAACCAAUUGAAACUUGCGCGUAUAAGACGAAGUCACUUAAGAACCGGAUUGCGUCACAGAAAUGGCAGUCUUUUCACGAAAUUGUUCUGUGUCAACAGACUGCAGUAAGCGUGUUCGUUUCCAAUGCCACAGUACAUGUUUCUGGCCGCUGCAUGUCAGACGUUUGUGUGCGGAAGUUACACAAAAAUCAUGAGUCUGAUUGGCCACAAAACAAUGAGACGGGGCUGUUAGCAUUCUGAUUGAACCCUGUACCAGGUUAGCGUCAUGUUUAAUACGAAUGCAACGUUUACAGAAGCCCGUAGUUGAAAGUGGAGUUCACAAUACUGAGUUGGUUUUUUUUAAUUCAAGUCCCAGAUAACAGCCUGUGAGUUACACAUAUGCGCACAGUCGGUGGUGUCUAAAUCAAAACGGCUGUGGCAAGUAACACACCAUUUGCGCAUGUGCGAAUUGAAACCAAAGCCUUAACUUUAAGACAUUUCCUAAGAAUAGGCCGAUCCAUUAAGUUGUCGUUUGCAUGUCCCGUUGCAGCCAUUCCUAUAAAGGCUGCUUGCUUAUCCAAAUUUUAUGCAUUGCUCUGUUAAUUUGUAUAGAUCGUGGUUUUCCUCUCUGCUGCUUUAACUGCAAAUACUGCACUUUCCACCACUUGUAAAAAGAGAUUAAACCUACAGAUUGUUGCAUGCCAGCAAGGCUGCUGUUGCCUAGCAACCAAAGAGACAAGUAUUCCAAAGACAAAGACUUUCAUCAUUCUACUUCAAUAUUAUACUAAAAAAGUUAGUGAAUUAUCUGUAUUGACUUUAACCUGUACAAGACUUGUAUAAAUUUACUGCAUGAAUUACAAAAUUGGUUGCUAAGCAACCAUGGGAAAUCAAUUUAAAAUCUAGUUUUCGCAUGCUUGAAGAAAAACUUCAUGACAAAAGUGUUGCUUUCUCAGUAAUUUUAAAAUGUGAAUCUUUCCGAUAUUUUUAAGUACUUUUGAAAAUUGAGCUAAAGACACUUUGGCCACCUCUAUCUUUGUUAAUGAUGCUUAAUUUCGAUCUUUUCAUUUUUUAGCGUUACAAGUGUUCAAUAUUUGUUGUUUGAUUUGGAGAUUUCUAUGAGUGUUACCCGGAAAGUUUUGAAGAUUGAAAAAAAAUGGCUUUUUAAAAGAGGGCACAGAGGUGAAUACAGGAAAACUAAACUGUUUUGAAACCUGCUGUUGGUUUUUCUGAAAUAUACGUGUCUGUAGACCACCCCUUGCCCUCUUGCAAUUGGACCGAAAUAGAUUCUGAAAUUUUUUCGCAGAGUUUCAAACCGAUUUAGCAGUGGUAAAAAUAAAAUGUCCAUUUACCAAAGGAGGGUCUACUGAAAUGUUUUUGAAGAGCGAUACCCGCUGUUGGAACAAUAUUGGAGAUUUUACUGGACCAUAACUCACUGUUCAUUUGUAUGUUGGUUUGCUCCAGAAAACACAUUCCACGAAAUUACGAAUUGUGUCACGAAUAGGUGACUUUUGAUUUUUGCAUGUAUGUACGAACGAACUAACGAACCUACAGCUGCAUGUGGCAGUGGUUGAUAUCGUGCAAAAAUUAAUUUGGCGUUUUUCCAAGAUGAGAACAAUUACCGAGGUAGCCACCGUGGUGGUAACCUUUGAACCAUGGUAAUCAAGGUGUUGGUGUUACGAAGAAUCUUAUUUUACACUUUGUAGCCAAAAUUACAUGGUAAGGCUGCAUGACCGUGCACCACAAAACAACUUGUUAAAGGGGCUAUUUUUAAAUAGGAAAUCUGAUUAUCGAAUGUGUGGUAUAUACCAUCAACAUUGGAAGCAUUCCAUUCAUAAAAAUUAUCGAAGUAUGGCUAUUUCAGAAGUGUAAUUACAAAAACAAACUGUAGUCUGUCCCGUUCCAUUCCGUCGAAGGAAGAAUACUAUGUACAUGUAUGCCUGCAGAUUACACUGUUCUCAAAAUACUGUGAAAAGAUUAAAGUGAUUUAAGCACA
This is a messenger RNA of Acanthaster planci (crown-of-thorns starfish), 7389 nucleotides long. It is a transcript of the gene rap1gds1, whose product is annotated as Rap1 GTPase-GDP dissociation stimulator 1. Gene Ontology annotation, molecular function: protein binding; guanyl-nucleotide exchange factor activity. The record is from RefSeq and is a predicted model, not a curated record. NCBI's taxonomy places the organism in Eukaryota, Metazoa, Echinodermata, Asteroidea, Valvatida, Acanthasteridae. Gene Ontology annotation, biological process: positive regulation of GTPase activity.